GUCUCGCGCCAGUCGUCGCCGCGUAUCGCUCGAGAUCGGCACGUUGAACGUCGCGUACGCGCACGAGACAACGCGAGACGUCGCGCGAAAAGCACGAGAUAACGAUCCGCGAGUCGGCGCGCGCCUUCUUACCGCGGCCUUCGCUUGUCUCUCUUCCUCUUGCGGCUGGCAGCAGCGGUCACGGCGCGCGCGUGCACAGCGUUGCGCAGCGGAUACCAGACGCUCAUUGGACAAGGGUACGCUGGGAAAUACGCGCGCGAUUAGAAGCAGCGGAGAGGAGAAGCGGGCGCGGAAAUUCCAGAAAACGGGACAAGCAGUUUCCUCGGCUGCGGACUGAGAACGGAGAGACAGAGAAAAAGGAAGAAAGAGAAAAACGCCAGAAAAAAAGAGAGAGAGAGAGAGAGAUACAAAGGCCGAUGAUGCGGCGGUGGUGAUAUCGAGUCGCCGGCUCGACAAAAAUUGCGACCUGAGAUAAAGAGCUCGCGAGUGUACGCCCGGUAUUGGAGCCGCGUGUGUACAGAUUCUUUCUCUCUCUCUCUCUCUCUCUCUCUCUCUCUCGCACGUCAGACUUUAUUCCGAUCGCGAGUGUUCCUCGGGGUGCGAAGUGCGCCGUGUGCGCAAAUGUGCAAUCGUGUGCGUGCGGGGCCGAAUCGUUCGCGGAAUCGCAAACGAGGCCCGUCCGUCUGACAUCUUGGAGAGAAAUCGUCGUGGUGUCGCGCAACCAAUUUUCGAGCAAUUCGCAUCGCUCGGCUGCCAAGAGGUCUGCCGGAGACUUGCCGAAAUUGUUUUCGCGCUCGCACUUGGCACGUAAUUUCGCGCGACUGCGAGAGAUGCAAGCGAGAAAGUGAGAGUGAGAUAGGGGGAGAAAAAAGAAAGAGCGAGAGAGAAACAAGAAAGAGAGAAAGAAAGAGAGAGAGAGAGUCACCGAUGAGAACAUCCGACUCGUAUCUCCUCAAAACAAGAUAGAGGCGGUGGCUGACGAGAUACUAACGAAAUACAUAUUGGCGGAGAGGCGAACUUGGCCGUUACCGUCCUAGGAUAAGAGCAGCGCGCGCUCCGCGGAGACGAGCCAGAAGACGAAGGUGCGAACGGGGGAAUAAGUUUCGCGCAAUCUCUCUCGGUGUGGCGACGAUUGUACCGAAGAAGCCCGCGGGAGGGUGAGAGGGACGCGGAGAUAUGGAAACUGCGUGAAGCGCGGAAUGUCGACGCGAUGUGAUAAGAAUCGCGAAUCGCUGAAUCGAGGUCGACGCAAAAAGUGUCCUCUCGAGAGCGCAAACGUCCGUUUCCCGGUUCGCGCUUUUCGGAGCAUUCUUGCGAGCGAAGGGUCGCUCGCUCGCGCGCCCUCGAUGCGCGACCCUGCGAUUAUUUGACGAAUUCGUGAACGAGCGUCGACGAGGAACUUCGUGAAAGUGUCCCGCAGCUGAGGCUGCAACGCCAUCGCCUCCACGUACAAAGGAAACGCCCGAGAUUCACGGACACGAUUCUCCUUAGGCAAUCCACCAUAUAUUACACGAAGCUAGGGGAAACCCAGAUACAGGAAACAUGGCGAAUCCCAGUCGAGUUUCUUCAAUACGGAUCGAGAAGCGGGCGCUGCAGCGCGUCUCGAUUCCGGAUUAUUCAUCAGUGAGCUCCCUGGAGGAGGACUACGGAUCCACCGAGUCCGAGGACAUGUCCACCAGCCCGGACACAUCUUACCGUUCGAGCGCGGACGCGGACAAGAACUUCGAUCUCGACGAGGACUUUUGCAAGGAGCUGGUCAAGUUCGACGAUAUCAUCGAGAAAAUCGAGAACCUGCGGUUGUCGCGCAACAUCGGCAACCACGACGACGACGACAACGACGGCGACGAGGACGAGGACGACGAAUACUGUAACAAGAACGUCGGCAAGACGUCACGUCGCGUCACCAACGGCAACGUGGAUAAUGUGGAGUAUCGGGACACCGGCGAGUUGCGGACGAAUCGUCAGACCGACAACGAGGACAUCAACAACAAUGAAGGUAACGUGACGGUUGAAAAGAGCGAGGACCGUCAGCCGUUAAGCACACACGAGCUAAGCGACGAAGAACGACGUCGUGCGCUACAGGAGAACCAAGACUCCGAGGACGAGAACGAGGGAGUUGAACACCAGCCCGAGAAUUCCGACGACUCCGACCUGAUCGAGCGUGGUCCGAUCAAGCCAGACUUCCAGCCCCCCCGAGGACACCCUUACUCCAUGGUAAGCUGGCUGUCGCGUCCGAACGACAACGCUGACAUCGCCCAAGCGAUGGACUACGACAAGACCGCCGAGCAGAUUCUAAGGAACAAGGAUUACAGUGAGAAAUUGAACGGAGCGCUGGACCAACUGUCGAACUCUGCUCGGAACCAGUUGUCAAUCGGCGCAAUCGUCGGCAGUCUAACGAUAGACUCCGGCUGGGCAAGCGAAAACAGCGACGACAACGUCUUCCGCAACGACGAGCCCGGCGGCGACACCGCGGCACUUCCCUCCAUAGUCGUGAAUGACCCAGGCGAGGAGUCCUUGAUGGACAUCCUGUCGCGCGGCGGUUUUCAAGCCGCGGUGCUCUCGGACACCGGUAGCCACUCGAUUCCGUCGCCGGGAGCGAAAACUUGGUCGGAUUCGCCGGCGAGCAGCUACAACUACGUCGUCUCGAGGUCGAACAGUCGUGCGUCGAGUCGUGCGCAAUCACCUGGCUCCGGCGCGAACCUGGAGUCGCCGCAGAUGCACGUCAACGUGAUCGACAGCCCGCUUGGCUCACCGCAGGUCACGCCGACUUAUCGAGUGCCACAGGCGUUGUCCUCUUCGUCCUCGUCCAACCAGUCCUACGGCGACGCGUCCAGCCCGUCCAACUACCAGACACCCUUGAAUUAUCAGAUCGAGGAGCAGCUCGGCGACUGCUUCGACGCUCUGUCCGGCUGGAAGGAGACCUACGACUCCUCAGGGACGAUCGUCAACAGCAGCGACACCAUCGACUGCGCGCUACUCCAGCUAGUGGAACAAGUGAUCGAGGAGGACAAGCAGCGGAAGGCGCUGAAGGAGCCGCAGAUCGCUUCGAACGCGCCCUGCUUCCCAUCGACGUACAACGGCCUGUGCGCGCCACCGCGCACCUUGCAACAGAACAAUCCCGCGGAGUGCGCGGCGAAAGACAAGCCGGAGAACUGCGGCCUGAGCAUGCCAAACACGAACCCCAUGGUCCGCAGCCUGAUGGACGGCAGUCUCGUGUCGGUCUACACGACGAAGGAGGGCACCGGCGGCUGCACCUUCGUCAAACGCGCGCUCAACGGCCACGUGCAAAUCGCACCCCCGGAGCAGAGGUAUUACGAGCCGAGCGUGAAAGUCGACACUCAGCUCGACGUGUCGCAGCAGCACAACACAUUGUGCAAUAUCGGCGGCUUGAACGGGGCCUCCGAGGGAUCCGCGGGGAGCCCUGACAGCCAGAACUUGCGCACGUCCCAAGACAAGUACGCGCUGAUACACCCCGCCGACGAUGAGAAGAGAUACGGACAGCCGUCGGCGAUGUACGCGCCCAGCGAUUACCAGAUACCGACAAUGGUCUCUUCCUUCGUGCCUCCGAGCCGUCCACAGAGGAAGCCUAAUCGUGGCAUAUUGCCGUGGCCUUCGCUAAAUUUACCAUCCGUGAGGGCGAGCGAACGAUUGAAGGAAGGAUUACAUCCUAAGGAAGUGGAAAGAGCGAUGAGUAAUCUCUUGAAGAAAUCUAUCAAGGAACUGGCGUCCGCGGACGAGGAUGGCGAUACGGCACUGAUGCGUCUGGUGGGCAAUCCGGACGAGCUGGCGAAGAAGAAAGCGUAUCUGGCGCCAUUGGUCGAAAGAUUGGGCAACAUGCCGGGCGCUCUGUCAAUGGUGAACAAUCGCGGCGAAGACGCCCUGUACUUGGCCGCGAUGAAUUGCCCGGAAAUGCCAUACGUCACCGGAUACCUGGCCGCAGCGAUGGUGCAGAAAGGGAUCGAUAUUACCCAGAAAUUAUAUCACAUACGCGGCGACACGCUGAUACACUCGGUCGCGGCACGUGGCGAUUCUCACGGGGACGUCUUGGCGGAGCUGCUGACACUGAGGACGCUGGAAGGAAACCCCGUGUUCGAUCUGACCAGGUGUAAUUACGACGGUAGGACCGCGCUUCACGUGGCGGUCGAGUCGCACGAUCCCAUCGGACGGGACGUCAAGUGCCUGGCGACGGCGCGGUUGCUUCUGGAGAACGGCGCGAGCGGCAGGGUCAAGGAGAGCAGGUGCGGUGACACCGCCUUACACACCGCGGUCUCGUUGACUUGCGAUCCCGCGCUCGUCAAGGUGUUGCUGUGCCAGGCGACUGCGGACAUCGUGAACGAUACCAACUACAUGUACAACACGCCGCUGCACAUGGCCGCAGCGGUUUCGAAUACCGUGAGCUUGGAGAGGCAGAAGGAGGUCUGCCUGCUCUUGGUACAGGCCGGAGGUCAGACGAACAUACAAAACCGACAGGGCAAGACGCCGUUGGCACUCGUGUCGGCCGAAAGGAAGGAGGUCAUCAAGAAGGUAUUCUACAAGAAAUCAUGAUAAAUACGGUGCGAAAGGGACGAGAGCCCGAGACAAUAAUGGCUGUCGCUGUCGCGGGCUGUCGCAAGACGUAAGACUGAUCUCUGUGUGAGAGUAAUUUAUGUAACUUUAGUAAUAUAUCGGCAAAAGUGCAAUCAACAAGAGUAUUCGAGAGCGUGAACUGUCGACUCCUUGUCGCUGCCCGCUCCGUCUCGUGCACAGUCGACGGAUCGAAGGUUGCGACGCUUCUUCUUCGAUGAAUUUUUUAUUAAUAAUUCUCGGGAAAUGUAAUCUGCCGACUGUACGAGGGAUGUGCGUUCGUCGAGCGAGUUCCCGAGAGACUGCGACUCAAACCGAGAGAGAGAGAGAGAGAGAGAGAGAGAAAGUACCGAUACGACACGCCACGAUUAUUGAUCGCACGAAAAUACCGAGGAAAUUGUCAUUGUCGACGACAUAACGACGUAUGUCGCUCGAGUUGCCAGGAGAACCGCGCGUUUCUUAAUCCUUUCGCUGCGUACGACAUACAUCACCGAAAAGCAGCUUCUCAAUUGUACACACGCCAUAAAUAUAUAUUCCACGUAGAAAUUUUCCCAGAUUUUCCCAUAUACAACGUAGAUUCCGAUUAUAAUAUACAAAGCUGCCCAAAAUAGGUUAUCUCACGAUACGAUACCAAUUGAGAAUUCCGUUCUUAUCCUACACCUGAGAACAAGCUUCUUUUCCUUAGCGCGCGCAUAGCGUGUGUGUACUUGUAAAGUGUAAAUAUUUAAAUCGUCUCAUAUAUUUUGCCCAGUCAUGGUGUAAAAUGAAAACCAGAAAAAUCUUUGGGAAAACGUUGAGGGUGACUAAAUAGGAUCUGUUUCCCACUUGGAGUCGUACUUGGAGUCGUUUGAAACACUACACUUCUAAUCAGAACCUACGUGGAUUUCUCAACUAGAAUCCAUAAUUAUCAUGGGAAGUCAGACUGAAUUCCAGUUAUAUCCUAAGAAAUUUUCUAUGUGGGGUGUCGUGGAAAAUCGUUAUUUACGGACGCUAUAUGUACAGUCGUGUAUGCUAUGCUAUUCCCUAAACGGAAAAUCGUACAAUUUUCAGUCUUAUACAUAUAUACAUAGACACAUAAUAACAUAUAAGGCAAAACCGUAAUAUAUAAAUAGAGGCAAAUAACUCUAUCGUUAUAAUAGAGUUACUUAUAGUUAGAAUUACUUAUACGAUUUUCAGCCUUAUGGGUUGUAUGCGAAACUGGAAAUAAUACAAUUUCCCAUCCAGAGAAUAGUCUAGCACACACGACUGUACGGCAUCUUGUCCAAAUUUUCUGAUUAAAAUUUCCUUUGUUGUAUUGUUCCACCUCAGUGUCACACAGCGCAGUCGAAUAUCAUGCAGCACGCAACGAGUACUUUUGAUUGGAGCGCGCCGCAGCGAGAGUCGUUAUUCGACUGCUCGGAAGUCUCACACGAGACACUUGGACUUGAGUUCAAAGUUGGAUGUGAGCCUCUCAAUCGAUUCGCGAUUACGAGUGUGGCACCAUGUUUGGUCGUAUGAUUCGAUCGGGAAACUCAGAUUUGAUUCUGAAUUCAGGCGUCAAAUCGUCGUGAGAUAAUUGUCGUAUUUUGUAAUGUCCUUUUGACGUGAGACAAAGGAUACGAUCUACUCGAAACUGCAAACGCUUUGAAGCGCUUAAAGGAAGAAUACGAUUGAUCUGUACGACGCUUCGAAGCAUUUGCAACGAGAAGUGAAUCCUACCCAAGGCCACGUAGCUGUGAGAACUAACGAUCGACCUUCUGCGAUUCUCUGAAACAGAAGGAAUAAAGAGUUGAAACCUGAUGAAGGAGGAGGAACAAUGCAUCAUGCGUAUUAACACGUUGACUGCCAACUCUACGAGAUAUGUCGUAGGUUGUUUACUUGCCCAGGACGCCAACUACGAGUUAU
This is a messenger RNA of Dinoponera quadriceps, 6447 nucleotides long. RefSeq lists its product as uncharacterized. Gene Ontology annotation, molecular function: protein binding. Gene Ontology annotation, biological process: regulation of gene expression. Gene Ontology annotation, cellular component: nucleus. The record is from RefSeq and is a predicted model, not a curated record. Bases 1543 to 4545 code for a protein of 1000 amino acids. Lineage: Eukaryota; Metazoa; Arthropoda; Insecta; Hymenoptera; Formicidae. The transcript is spliced from 9 exons.